AUGGCCAUCAGUGAUUGGCCCGGGACCAGCUCUCCAGAGCUCCCCACUCGCCCUCCUCCGACCUCUAACCUGACCUAUAACCUGAGAGUUAUACUAAGUACCAGCUGGCUACAAGGCGAGCAUCCCUCCAGACAAGGGCGCCCUGGAGUGGUAUUCGUGCUGCUUCUUGUCCUAUGUUUUGGCCAGGUCUUGUGGCUAGCUAUUGUGUACAAGACAGUAUAUGCCCAUUUACUACAACAAAAAAUUAAAGCACUACAACGACUGUUACUUGCUUGUCUACUCCCCUUUCGCCCCACUUCGGGUUACGUCCCUUUUUCACUUGCCCACCCCCUCCCCUACUACAUUCUGUUGAAGCAAUCGAGAGAGGCAAUUGCUGCUACUUUCCUUCUUUUCCCUCCCUCCCUUCCCCUUUCGCCUCUCUGUUACCUUGCCCUAUAA
Molecule: messenger RNA, 438 nt
Organism: Aspergillus oryzae RIB40
Lineage: Eukaryota; Fungi; Ascomycota; Eurotiomycetes; Eurotiales; Aspergillaceae
Exons: 3
Coding region: 1-438 (145 amino acids)
Source: RefSeq, a predicted model, not a curated record